AUGCUCAGAGCCCGAGUGCCGGCUGGUCAGAUGUGUUCCGUCGUAGCCCCGGCCCAACCUGGCACCAACACCAUGGGCCCCAAGGAUGUGGAGCUGACCCUGGUGAAGGAGCAGAACGGGGUGCAGUUCACCUCCUCCACCCUGGUCAACCCCGCUCAGACACACCCCCCGGAGGAGGAACGGGAGACCUGGGGCAAGAAGAUAGACUUCCUGCUGUCAGUGAUCGGCUUUGCGGUGGACCUGGCCAAUGUGUGGAGGUUCCCCUACCUGUGCUAUAAGAACGGAGGAGGAGCGUUCCUGGUGCCCUACCUGUUCUUUAUGGUGAUCGCAGGCAUGCCCCUGUUUUACAUGGAGCUGGCUUUGGGCCAGUACAACAGAGAGGGGGCCGCUGGAGUCUGGAAGAUCUGCCCCAUAUUCAAAGGAGUGGGCUUCACCGUGAUCCUCAUCUCCCUCUACGUGGGCUUCUACUACAACGUGAUCAUCGCCUGGGCUCUGUUCUACCUCUUCUCCUCCUUCACCGGCGACCUGCCCUGGGUCCACUGCAACAACACCUGGAACAGCCCCAACUGCUCCGACGUGUGGUCCUUCAACACCACCCUCAACGACACCCAGAAGUCCACCCCGGCUGAGGAGUACUUUGAACGAGGAGUGCUCCACCUGCAGGACAGUGAAGGCAUCGAUGAUCUGGGCCUGCCACGUUGGCAGCUGACCUCCUGCUUGGCAGUGGUCAUUGUAGUUCUCUACUUCAGCCUGUGGAAAGGUGUCAAGACAUCAGGGAAGGUGGUGUGGAUCACGGCCACCAUGCCCUACCUGGUGCUGACUGUGCUGCUGCUGCGCGGCGUGACCCUGCCCGGAGCCAUGGAUGGCAUUAAGGCCUACCUCAGCGUUGACCUCAUCAAACUCUGCGAAGCCAAGGUCUGGAUCGAGGCAGCCACACAGAUCUGUUUCUCCCUGGGCGUGGGGUUUGGUGUGCUAAUAGCCUUCUCUAGCUAUAACAAAUUCAGCAACAACUGCUAUAGGGAUGCCAUCAUCACAACCUCCAUCAACUCUCUGACCAGCUUCUUCUCAGGCUUUGUCAUCUUCUCCUUCCUGGGCUACAUGGCCCAGAAACAUAACGUGGCACUGGACAAGGUGGCCCAGGAUGGGCCUGGAUUGGUGUUCAUCAUUUACCCAGAAGCCAUUGCUACCUUACCCGGGUCAUCGGUCUGGGCUGUCAUUUUCUUCAUCAUGCUGCUGACACUAGGAAUAGACAGUGCUAUGGGAGGGAUGGAGUCAGUAAUCACUGGACUGGUGGACGAGUUCAAGUGUCUCCACAAGCACCGGGAGCUCUUCACCCUGUUCAUCGUGGUGUCCACCUUCCUCAUCUCCCUCUUCUGUGUCACCAACGGAGGUAUCUAUGUGUUUACCCUGCUGGACCACUUUGCUGCUGGAACAUCGAUUCUUUUUGGAGUGCUUAUUGAGGCCAUCGGUAUUGCCUGGUUCUAUGGAGUGGACCGCUUCAGUGAUGACAUCGAAGAGAUGAUUGGACAGAGACCAGGCCUCUACUGGAGACUGUGCUGGAAGUUUGUUAGUCCCUGCUUCCUCCUGUUUAUGGUGGUUGUCAGUUUCGCCACAUUCAACCCUCCGACCUAUGGCCCGUACACCUUCCCUGUGUGGGCCAACAUGAUUGGCUGGUGCCUUGCCAUAUCCUCAAUGUCAAUGGUGCCUCUGUAUGCCAUCUACAAACUCUGCACCAUACCUGGGAAGUUCUGUGAUAGGCUUGCGUAUGCCAUCACUCCUGAGACGGAGCACCAUCUAGUGGACAACGGUGAAGUUCGGCAGUUCUCGCUGCAUCACUGGCUGGUGAUUUGAGUUCUGCAGUGAGAUGGAGGACUGUUCUCACGCAGAAAGAAGCCUGGCACAGGAAAAACCUGUUGACAUGAUGGCAGUGCAAGUGCUAACACAACCGUUAAAAAUUGUAGUGGUCUUUAAUUUAGUCAAUGGACGUGUGACUGUGCAGUGACCUUGAUGACAAUGUUGUUGUCAAAACCAAAACCUAAACAGCAAGUCCAGCAAUGGAUUUGAAUCAUAAAUAUUUUAGCUUAUGUUUUUAAAGAUUGUUAAGUGUAUGACAUUAAUUUUGCAUGAGAGCAUUAAACUUUCACAAUUGUUUUUAUUAUCUGAACAUGUAUUGUUCAUCUUAAAGCUCAACUAUAGUCAUUUUUAAUGAUCCCUGGGAAUAGAUCACAGUGAUUGCAUUUUUGCUUCCUGCUGAUGAUAGUCUAUCAUACUUUGCUGUUUCCUUCCUUCCUUAAUGUUGAUAUUCAGUUCAUAGACAGAUCACUAUCUAAAACAAAGUAGUGCAAUACUGUAGUUGUAUAAUCAAAUUGACCAAAGAUCAAAGUUUACUCCUAUUUAUAUUACGAUCUAUAAUUUCUUCACACACAUUUCAUUUAUUUUUGAUUAUGUGUUUUAUAUUAUGUCAUAUUUACCAAUGUCAUUGUUUGAAAACGAACAUCACCUUCAUUUAAAGGUGCAGUCAGCAACAAGUUCAGCAAUUACUUAAUUGCAAUGUUCACUAACUUUGUAGAAUGUUGUUCACAUU
This is a messenger RNA of Hypomesus transpacificus, 2584 nucleotides long. It is a transcript of the gene slc6a3, whose product is annotated as solute carrier family 6 member 3. Gene Ontology annotation, cellular component: neuron projection; presynaptic membrane; plasma membrane. NCBI's taxonomy places the organism in Eukaryota, Metazoa, Chordata, Actinopteri, Osmeriformes, Osmeridae. Gene Ontology annotation, biological process: sodium ion transmembrane transport; dopamine uptake involved in synaptic transmission. The transcript is spliced from 14 exons. The record is from RefSeq and is a predicted model, not a curated record. The coding region runs from base 1 to 1851 and encodes 616 amino acids. Gene Ontology annotation, molecular function: dopamine:sodium symporter activity; norepinephrine:sodium symporter activity.